CAAUCAUUACUGACGGGAUCUUUUGACAAGUACGUCUAUAUCCCUCGAUUAAUAUUCGAGUUUUCAAUUGAUAGCAGAUUAAUAUCAGCAGAUAACAUUUUAAAGUUGUUGUGAUAUCUAUGCAGUCGGCUAAUAAUUUUGUUCCAACUUUUAGAACUGCACAAGUUGUAGACUGUCGAAGUCCCGAGGUACAAUGUGAUACACUUUGCUUGAAAAGUUGUACUUUUAAACGCCGAUUUACACUGGACAAAUUUUGCCUAAAACUGUCGCAUGCAGCUUGCUUACAACUUGAAUUGUAGGACAACGUAAGUGAGUUGUGUUCUUGAUUUAAACAGUACAAUUCAAGUUGUAAGCAGGUUGCAUUCGACAGUUUUAGACAAAUGUUGUUCAGUGUAAAUCAGCCUGAGGGAACGGUCAUCAUUUAUGUCGGGGGUGGGGGGGGGGUGGCACCGAAGAGAAAAGGGUUGGGUAAACAAAAUUUUGAGUGAGUAAAAGGUUGGGUAAAUGAAAAACAAACAACUGAAGGGUUGGGUAAUAAAAAUUUAUUGUCAUUUCCAAAGCAUGACUCACUCAAAUAUUGAAGACUAAAAAGCAAUGUCAACAGUCGUAUGUCAAUACAAUAUGUAAAUCAAUCAGAGUCACUAUCUUGAUCAUUUUCCGAUUUGUCAGAAGCCAAAUGGUGUCUCCAAAGAAAGUACAUGUGCAGACAACAUGAAACUUUAGACUGCAGAAAAUUGCAAAAGCAGUUACCAAACUCAUGUCACAGAAGUGGUAAAGGACAUGUGUGACAACUGAAUGGUAUCCUUUUGUAAAGUUUUUAGCCAGGGGUUGGUAUUUAUUUUUUAAUUGAUAUUUGAAGUUGGGUAAAUUUUUUUUACUUAAUGGUUGGAUCAGCAAAUUUUUUACCAAGAAAAACAUUUCUUUUCGGUGCCACCCCCGCCAUAAAUAAUGACCGCUCCCUAAUAAUAGCUUUGUAAAAUCCUUGUUAUCAACUUUGAUUUGAAAAAAAUCAUGAUUUAAUGAUUACAUUGAUAUCGAAGGAACUAGACUCAGUUCCGAAAUAUCACAUACUCGAACAGACCUGACCGCGUAACUCAGUUGGCAGAGCAUUGGGCUAGUAUUCCAAAGGUCGUAGGUUCGAUUCCCACCGUGGCCAGGCAUAUUUUGCAAGCCUGCCCGGUGUGGAUAUACAUACACUCAGAGUAACAUCACAAGCAUCAUAUUCACCUGAGUACAUUGCACCAACACAGAAAAAAACUAUACUCACCCAAACACAUCUGAGCUUUAGUUUUUAACACAUCUAUCUUCUUCACAGGCAAGCUGCAAGUCGUGGAAGUUAAAAGGCGAAGUGGAAUGUACAACUUGGAAUCAUUUCUCGCCCUUUUAUUUCUUGGUACGGUUUUCUUGUGUUUAUUAUGCAUAAAAAACUCCACUUUUAUAUUAUUUGUCAUGAGAAGAGUGCUUCCAGUUUUACUCUGCGAAUCACAGCAGAUUUUCUCGAGGUUACAAAUUCAUCUUUCUUGAUCUCUAGGGAGAACAAUUUAGAACUGAUACAGCUAUUCAGUGUAAAUACCGUAGAGCUUAUAUCUUCAUCUUUCAGGCCAGUACAGAUAAAGGAAAUAUUUACUGCUGUGAUGUCAGAACGAAUGAUCCUGUUUUUACACUACAUGCUCAUGACGAGGCUGCCACAGGUAUGAUAGAGCUAUCCAGUAUAAAUAAAGUUAGUUUAGUUUAGGUUUCCUGCUGUAGUAACACUGGAUCAAUAAGAGAUGAUCCUUACUGGACCUGUAGGAAGAACAGUUUAGAACUGAUAGAGCUAUCCAGUGUAAAUAAAGUUAGUUUAGUUUAGGUUUCCUCCUGUAGUAACACUAGAUCAAUAAGAGAUGAUCCUUACUGGACCUGUAGGAAGAACAGUUUAGAACUGAUAGAGCUAUCCAGUGUAAAUAAAGUUAGUUUAGGUUUCCUCCUGUAGUAACACUGGAUCAAUAAGAGAUGAUCCUUACUCGACCUCCAGGAAGAACAGUUUAGAACUGAUAGAGCUAUCCAGUAUAAAUAAAGUUAGUUUAGUUUAGGUUCCCUCCUGUAGUAACACUGGAUCAAUAAGAGAUGAUCCUUACUGGACCUCUAGGAAGAACAGUUUAGAACUGAUAGAGCUAUCCAUGCAGUAUAAAUAAAGUUAGUAAUCUUUCGUUUAAAUUGCUACAGGGAUUGCUCUAAGCAGUCAACUACCUGGCUGUUUACUGUCAGUCUCUCAAGAUAAAAUGGUGAAAGUCUGGGACAUACAGGUAGGCGUUUUUUCUCAUUACUCACUUUUAUCGACGUCGAUUCCACUGUUUCAAUUCACACAAUUUUCAUCCAAUUCACCCUUCCUUUCUUUCUUUUCAAUAGGACAACAAGCCUUCCUUCGUCGUUUCUCGGGAUAUGAAAAUGGUUAGUAAUGACAUUUGAAUUAUACGUUUGAAUGGCAGCAGAAUGGUGGUCCAUCUCACAAAAAUUCACGCUUAUAUUAAGAGCGAGAAAAUUACACUACAUCUCUCGAAUGUUAAAGGGUUUUGGAGAGCAGGAAUCGAACUCUAACCAACUGAGCUACAGAGAGACAGUUGUCGAGCUCUAACCAACUGAGCUACAGAGAGACAGUUGUCAAGCUCUAACCAACUGAGCUACAGAGAGACAGUUGUCGAGCUCUAACCAACUGAGCUACAGAGAGACAGUUGUCAAGCUCUAACCAACUGAGCUACAGAGAGACAGUUGUCAAGCUCUAACCAACUCAGCUACAGAGACACAGUUGUCGAGCUCUAACCAACUCAGCUACAGAGAGACAGUUGUCGAGCUCUAACCAACUGAGCUACAGAGUGACAGUUGUCGAGCUCUAACCAACUGAGCUACACAGUGACAGUUGUCGAGCUCUAACCAACUGAGCUACAGAGUGACAGUUGUCGAGCUCUAACCAACUGAGCUACAGAGAGACAGUUUAGUUUAGAUGACCAAAAUUCUGCUAUUUCCUCAUACACCAUACAUUGGAAUCACCUUACUAUUUAUACAUGAACUUGUGGAACUAGGUUUAUUUAUACUGGAUAGGUCUAUCAGCGAUGAAAAUCCACAGUUGCUCAGAUUUCCAAAGUCAAUAUGAACGCGAUGUUUUCCGCCCACAAAACAAACAAACUACUGAUCUAUAUUUGUCGUGUUCCCAAGACUACGCCUCAGACAUACAUUACUCUUUCAAUUCCCAGAUAAUACAAUGAUUGUACCACGACAAUCGACGAUUCACAUAUUUUCUUUUUCAAAUCAGGGUUCCAUCCUGAAUGUGUCAGCUUGUCCAGACAGUCCUUAUGUCUUUACCUUGGGCGGUGAGAAGCAAAGCUUGCAGGUCUUUGAUAUUUCACAGAGCGCUCCAGGUAUGUAGAUGUUUAUAGUAUAAAGUAGAACUUCCAACGAUCUUUGUACAGUGUAUAACAUCUUAGCAAUAGUGCCAUCCAGUCAUGAUCCAGUGAUCAGAAUGUUCCAUUGUCUUUUCAUUGUUUUGAAAAUCUCACUGUUCUCCGUGCCAUCCAGUCAUGAUCCAGUGAUCAGAAUGUUCCAUUGUCUUUUCAUUGUUUUGAAAAUCUCACUGUUCUCCAUGCCAUCCAGUCAUGAUCCAGUGAUCAGAAUGUUCUAUUGUCUUUUCAUUGUUUUGAAAAUACCACUGUUCUCCAUGCCAUCCAGUCAUGAUCCAGUGAUCAGAAUGUUCCAUUGUCUAUGCUAACUUUGUGUUUGUAUUCUUUUAUUUAGCAUGGAAACAUUUUAAAAAUCGACAAUGCUUAGUUAACGUCGCUGGUGCGGCUCCUGUAAACAAAGCUGGUGAAGAAACAACGGUACACGAAUAAAAUGCUUUAUCUACACUGGAUAGCUCUGCCAGUUCUAAACUGUUCUCCCCAGAGAUCUAUUAAGGAUCAUCUCGUUAGUUUAGGUUUCCUCCUGUUGUAACACUGGAUCCAUAAGAGAUGAUCCUUACUGGACCUCUAAGAAGAACAGUUUAGAACUGAUAGAGCUAUCCAGUAUAAAUAAAGUUAGUUUAGUUUAGGUUUCUUCCUGUAGUAACACUGGAUCAAUAAGAGAUGAUCCUUUCUGGACCUCUAGGGAGGACAGUUUAAAACUACCUUAUAAAGUUUAAACAGAUAUUUCUAUUGUUUUACUUUCUAGGAGGAAAAGGAAACGACGGAAAUUGAAGACGAUAUGGACAUGGACAUGGACGCAAAUGCAGUGUCGGCCAUGAAGUCACUUAGUUUAAAUAAAAACGAACAAAGGAAAGACUCUGUUGGAAAGAAAGUUAAAAAGAAAAAGAAUAAGCGAAAAUAACUUUAGAGUAAACAUGGUAUGAUUGUAAUGGCAUCUGGAAAU
Paramuricea clavata is the source of this 4377-nucleotide messenger RNA. NCBI's taxonomy places the organism in Eukaryota, Metazoa, Cnidaria, Anthozoa, Malacalcyonacea, Plexauridae. The record is from the annotation of a GenBank genome assembly.